CUGCCCAGGACUUUUUAUCUGUGGACCAGGAAAGAAGAAGGAGGAAGACAUACUGACAGACAAGGAGCGGGAUUGAAGAGGAACUUUUCAAGGUGGAUCCAUUGAAUUUAUGAAAGCAGUGGACAACCAGUGGACAAACAGACAAAACAGGACUGAAGAUGAAAACUGAAGAAAAGAGCUUGUUUCUGUAGGGAGGCCUGCUGUCAGCCCAGAGUGGACACUGGUUGUUGGUGACAUUCAGAGGGUCUGUGGAGAGUGCAAUUUUUCCCUCCCUUCAGGAAUCCCACCCUCUUGUCAUCCCUCCACCAGGACAUCUCCUGAUCAUCAGCAUGCCUACAGCUUGCACAAGGUGCACCUUGGGAGUCUGACCCACCAUGUGCAGAUGGACACUGUCCGUAGCCCAUCUCUGUCCUGAACCUACCCUUGGCACCACCACUGCUGCAGCCUCCGCCAGGCGACUUCUCCCCCUACCCAGUGCAGCCUCCCUUUGCUUGGCAUGCUUCACUCUGCUCCUGGUCACCGCUGGCACUGCCACAGGGGCCUGUCCUCCCGGGGUAGGGCAUGAACCCCUACAGGUUCUUGCAAGUGGCAUCAACUGUUCAUGGACAUUGGAAAGGCACACUCGCAGUUACAAUCACCUAGAGGGCGAUGUCCGACUACGGCGACUUUACUCUGCUAACAAGUUCUUCCUGUGCAUUGACAAAACAGGCAAAGUGGAUGGCACUCGUCGGAAAAACUACGCAGACAGCCUGAUGGAAAUCCGAUCUGUCAGUGUGGGAGUUGUUGCCAUCAAAUCUGUCAGCACCGGGCUGUACUUAGCUAUGUCCAAGAAAGGCACACUCUUUGGAUCGGUGAAGUACAACCCGAGCUGCAAGUUCAAGGAGCGCAUUGAAGAGAACGGCUACAACACGUAUGCCUCACUGCGGUGGAAGCAUGGCGGCAGGCAGAUGUUUGUUUCACUAAACGGCCGCGGGAAGCCACGGCGAGGUCACAAGGCUCGACGAAGACACCCAUCCACUCAUUUCCUGCCCAUGCUCCCAUCCUAGCUUCCCAAGUCUGAACUCUGAGCGGCAACUGGCUGGCUCGCCUGCCUCCUCGCAAUAGUCUUGAACUAGCUCUGAUCUUUAUUUUUAUUACUCCAUCCUCCUGUCACAUAAAUGUACAUUUGUUGAGGUCUGUAACAUUUGUAGAGUUAGAUAUGUACUUUUAAGUUAUUUUCUCCAUUUUCUAAUGAUGUUCAGCAACACAGUCCAAACCCAAUACCAUGGAAUAAUACUUUCUUCAAGAAUCUGUCUGGUUAGAGUUUUCGUCUGUGUGUCUGAAGUGGAUGUAAAGUAGUGUUUGGGUGACUUUAAGAGACUGUGAGAGGACUGAAAAGGGAUGGCAAGGCUUAGAAGCAAAACGUGGCCCACUGAUUUAUUUUUUACCCCAUUUGAGACAUUCAGCUGAAUAAGAAGGGAAAUCAGAUUAUACUUAUCAAUCUGAAAGGGAAGUAUCAUUAUGUAGCAAAAAAAAAACCUUUGCGAUAUGUAGCUACAAAUUAGGGACUUAUAACUCCUUAAAGCUAAAGCAAGGAUGGGCAAAAUGCAUUGGCACAACAGAAAUAAAAAUAUAUGUAUAUCUACCAUUGAGGACACUGGGGUCAUAUCCUUGGUGUUUUGGGGGCUUAAGCAAUGUGGAGUGGGGGGGGGGUCACACUGUACAAUUAAAAAACUAACAUAUUGUGGCUAGUUCAUGAGCUGAUUCCAGUACUUCUAAACUUAAAGGUGUCUUAUGUAAGUUUUCACUUUAGCCAAGCAUGGUUUGUUGCCAGGUGCGGGUGGGGUUGAUGGUCACUAGCCAAAAGCUUCAGCCAUCAUUGUUAACAAGCUAUAGAGAAUAAUACAUCUUCAGUUCAUGCUGCGAGGAACUGUUACAUUGGCAAGUAGCUAUGAUACAGUUAUCAAUGCUAACAUUGGCUAUACGUAACAGAAGCAAAAACUUACAUAUAGCUCCUUUAAUAUUGUACAAUUAUACUUUUAAAAUAUAUGUGGCCUAAGCACGUUAAACAUAUUUCUCAUCUUAAGCACGUUAAUCAUCACUUCACAUAGAAAAAAUCAGAUAUUGAUUCAUUUUCAGGUACGUCGCAUGUGAAAUGUUUGAUAUUAAUUGUGCACCACAGUGUCACAUAAGUUUUAUCAUAUGUAACCGUGACCGCAGUGUUUCUAAAAUCCUGUCUGUGGCCCUUCUAUAAAUAUAUACCAUUACUGUUGCUUCGGAUACCAUGACGGUACAGGUACAGAUGAGAUGAAAAAAAGUUCUGUCUGUAUAUGUCUAUGAAUACACAAGUGACAAGAACACAGCAGAAACAAAGCUAACUACUGGGAUGUUUGUGUUUGUGUGUGUUUCUGUCAGAAUGCUUCUGACAUCCAACAGCCCAAAGCUAACAGAUUAGAAAUAAGUAUCUCAACUUCUGGGUCUGAAAUAAGUAAUAUAAGUUUUGAGUCAGUUAAUGCAUUACAAAGAAUGUAGGUACAUCGGGAAUCACGACAUCAUUAAUUUUGUACACAGUUGUAAAUGGUUAUUACAUCCUGUCUGUCAAUUCUUGCUAACAUUUUCUCAACGACAAACCUGUUGCUAAUAGAGCAUUUAAUAUAUUUAAAACAUUUUGUACUCUUUAACUGUUUGAGGUUGACGUUUAUUGUUAUUGUUGACUUUUUGUGUUGGAUUGUAGUCCUACUGUUAAAAAAUAAGGGAAAAAAUAAUUGUAUUCAAGCCCAUAUUCAACUCAUUUUGUAUGGUAUAACUACUGGAUAUUUGUGAUUCAUUUAUCAUAAUCUGUUUUCUGGUUGUAGGCCAGUAAUGGCAGGUUGUAUAGAAGGCCAAAAUCCUCAGAACAAACCAACCUUUAUUUCAGCAAAGUAAAAUCAUUUGAG
Molecule: messenger RNA, 2915 nt
Organism: Paralichthys olivaceus (Japanese flounder)
Lineage: Eukaryota; Metazoa; Chordata; Actinopteri; Pleuronectiformes; Paralichthyidae
Gene: fgf22
Product: fibroblast growth factor 22
Biological process (GO): positive regulation of cell population proliferation; fibroblast growth factor receptor signaling pathway; regulation of cell migration
Cellular component (GO): cytoplasm
Molecular function (GO): fibroblast growth factor receptor binding; growth factor activity
Source: RefSeq, a predicted model, not a curated record